AUGCAGAUUAAGGCAAAGAAACCUUCUUGGAAGAUCGGUUCAUUAUUUGAUCUCAAAAAUUCUGCUAAAGCUCUCUUGAAGGUUAAUCUAGAUGAUGAUUUGGAUCUUAUUGAUGAAGAUUCUCUUCUGACAGAGGAAGACUUUAAGAAGCCACAACUUCCUGCUGAUAUCUUGCAUUUUUUUAUUUUUGAAGUCAGUGGUUGUGAGACCACUAAAAAAGCUUGCAAGAACUGCGUUUGUGGGAGAGGUGAGAAAGCUGUGAAGAUAGGCCUCACAGAGGAUCAAAUCGAGAACCCCCAGUCAUCAUGUGGCAGCUGUGGUCUCGGUGAUGCCUUCCGCUGUGGUACAUGCCCUCACAAGGGUCUCCCACCCUUCAAACUAGACGAGAAGGUAACCUUGUCUCAAAACUUCCUUGACGCUGACAUAUAAGCCUGUGAAAGGUGGUGCAUCUUCUUCAUCCGUGCUUGUUUACUCACCAACUGCUAAUCAUAGCACAUAGUUUCAUCGCUUUGUGUUUCUUUUUUCGUAUAUUUGUUUGUUGGAUUUUUAAGGCUUUGAUAGAUAAUCGUUAAU
This is a messenger RNA of Raphanus sativus (radish), 573 nucleotides long. RefSeq names its product anamorsin homolog. The record is from RefSeq and is a predicted model, not a curated record. The transcript has 4 exons. Gene Ontology annotation, molecular function: iron-sulfur cluster binding. NCBI's taxonomy places the organism in Eukaryota, Viridiplantae, Streptophyta, Magnoliopsida, Brassicales, Brassicaceae. Gene Ontology annotation, biological process: iron-sulfur cluster assembly. Gene Ontology annotation, cellular component: cytoplasm. The coding region runs from base 1 to 429 and encodes 142 amino acids.